Molecule: messenger RNA, 1495 nt
Organism: Cryptotermes secundus
Lineage: Eukaryota; Metazoa; Arthropoda; Insecta; Blattodea; Kalotermitidae
Gene: Ptpa
Product: serine/threonine-protein phosphatase 2A activator
Exons: 8
Coding region: 264-1229 (321 amino acids)
Biological process (GO): mitotic spindle organization
Cellular component (GO): protein phosphatase type 2A complex; cytoplasm; nucleus
Molecular function (GO): peptidyl-prolyl cis-trans isomerase activity; protein tyrosine phosphatase activator activity
Source: RefSeq, a predicted model, not a curated record
AAAUAUAUAUCAGUCGUGUUUCGUUCCGCAAUAUGGCGCUGCUCUCUUCUAUAGCUGCUGUGUAGACAGAACGAAAAUCAUUCAAAACAAGAGUCGUGACAUGGUUCGUUGAUGUUUUAAAAUAUUUUCUGUAACUGUCAAAGAUGGAUUCUGUUGGUACGUUAAAGGGUUAUUAAAGGCCGUUUCAUGUUGCUCUGGAAGUGACAGUAUCCGAAGAUCAUGAAUAUUUGGUGCCUAAGAGGGCCAUUACAUCCGUUGAGGACAUGCAAAUUUGGGAGAAGUCGGAAGCGUACUUUGAGUACUUGGGCUUCAUCAUGGCACUUAAUGAGGCCGUGAAAGGGAAGUCCUUGUCAGUCGAAUGUCCUGAGAGUGAUGUGACAAAAGGAAUGGUCAGUCUACUUGACAAGUUGGAUGUUUGGAUAGAAGAAACGCCUCCUAUAGAGCAGCCUCAGAGGUUUGGCAAUCAGGCGUUCAGGACUUGGUACAAGAGAGUAAAGGAGGGAGCAAUGCAACUUCUUCAGGAGGCACUGCCAGGGCGAUUUCAUCGGGCAGUCCCAGAGAUAAUGCUGUAUCUUUCGGAGGGAUUCGGUAACUCAACACGAAUUGAUUAUGGCACAGGCCAUGAGAUGUCAUUCAUUAUGCUCAUGUGUUGCCUUUUUAAAAUUGGAUCCUUGCUUGAGGAAGAUAAAGUGGCUGCUGUUACUCGUAUAUUCAACAGAUACCUUCUUCUUGUUCGUAAGUUGCAGCUGACUUAUAGAAUGGAGCCAGCUGGCAGCCAUGGUGUGUGGAGUCUGGAUGAUUACCAGUUUGUUCCAUUCAUUUGGGGAAGUUCGCAGCUUGUUGCACAUCCACGAAUUGAACCAAGGUCAUUCCUGCAAGCUGAUGUUGUGCAAUCUUACGCUAAAGAUUACAUGUUCAUCAGCUGUAUUCAGUUCAUUAAUAAGGUGAAAACUGGUCUAUUUGCUGAACACUCAAACCAACUUUGGAAUAUCAGUGCUGUACCUUCAUGGACAAAAAUUAAUGGUGGACUGAUCAAAAUGUAUAAAGCAGAAGUGCUGGCAAAAUUUCCAGUGAUUCAGCAUGUUCUGUUUGGAUCUCUUUUGCCAUUUAAAAUUGUUCAGAGGCCCCAGAACAUACAUAAUGUUCGAUUAAGUGUGACGCAUCAACCCCCCGCAAGCUUCCCAGUGCCAUCAACUACAAAAACCACAAAUGACACUGCAGCAAAAUGAGAUGAAAUUAAUAUUUUCUUUUAAUACUGUUAUUUCCUGAAGUUUCAGUGUUCUUCUUAUAACCAUGAGCUCUUUGUUACUUGAUUUGACUGCUUGUAUGUUUGAAGACUCAAUGUUAACUGUGAUGUACUUUAAAAUGGAAAUGAAAAGCUUUUUUGAAGCAAUAUAAGAGCAUAUAGUAGCUUUGAGGAAAGGUUAAUAACCAUCUUUACUUGUUCAGAUAUUUAAUAGGGAAUAUUAUUAAGUAUUUUUAAAGAAACAUCAAA